AUGGCUUAUCAUCCGACAACUUCUCAAGUGAACAAUUCUUCAGUUACUGUCACAUUAAAUGAUGGUGAAACCAACUCUGUUUUGCAGCUUUUUACCAUCGACAAGUUUUACUCUACUUGUGAAGGACCGUUAAAAAAUAUUCGAAUUUUAGAUUUGACUCGAAUUGUGGCAGGUCCUUAUUGCACAAUGAUUUUAGGAGAUUUAGGUGCUGACAUAAUUAAAAUUGAAAAGCUUGGCUCAGGAGACGAAACAAGAAGGUGGGGCCCCCCUUUUGUGAAUGAUACCACGGAAACUUGUUAUUUCGUGGGACUUAAUCGUAAUAAAAAAAGUGUUUGCAUUGACUUAAAAGUUCAGGAAGGAAAAGAAAUUAUAAUGAAUCUUUCUAAAAAAUGUGAUGUUUUAAUUGAAAAUUUUGUACCUGGAAAAUUAAAUAAAUUGGGUUUGGGAUAUGAAGAUGUGAAAAAAGUAUCACCUCAUAUAAUUUAUUGUUCACUGACUGGUUAUGGUUGGAAAGGGCCCUACAAACAUAAACCAGGAUAUGAUGUUAUAGCUGCUUCAUAUGGAGGAUUAUUAAGUAUUACAGGACCUGAAAAUGGCCCUCCAUGCAAACCUGGAGUUGCAAUGACAGAUAUAGCUACUGGAUUAUAUGCACAUGGUGCAAUUCUUGCUGCUCUUUUUCAAAGAUUAAAAACUGGCCAAGGACAGCAUAUUGAUUGCAACUUAUUUUCUACUCAACUUGCAUGCCUUAUUAACAUUGGCUCAAAUUAUCUGAAUGCUGGACAAGAAGGAAAAAAAUGGGGAAAUUCGCAUGCAAGCAUUGUUCCCUACAGAUCAUAUGAAACAUCAGAUGCUGAAUACUUGACCAUUGGAGCUGGUAGCGAUUCACAAUUUGAAGAAUUGUGUAACAGAUUAGAAAUAACAUUUAUAUCAGAAUAUGAAAAAUCAAAAUACAAAAAAAAUUCAGAUAGAGUUUUAAAUCGAGUAGAAUUAGAUGAUAUAAUACAAAAUAAAAUAAUGGAAAAAUCAUUAAAAGAAUGGCUAAUUAUUUUAGAAGGAUCAUCAUUUCCUUUUGGUCCAGUUAAUAAAAUUUCCCAGGUUUUUAAUGAUAAGCACAUUAAAGAAAUAAAUUUAAUAAAAGAAGUUAAUCAUGAUAUCGCAGGAAAAAUAAAAAUGGUUGGUCCUCCUGUAGAAUUUAGUAACUCCCCAAAUAAUGUAUGUUUACCUCCUCCAAUUUUGGGGGAACACACACCAGAUGUGACAACUGUCAGAUUCAAACUUAAAAAGCCUAAAUCUAGAAAAAAAGUUAAUUGGACAGAUGAAACUGUAGAUAAUGAAAAUAUGGAUAAGAAAAAAUCAAAAUACUUCCAGAAGACAGUUCUUCCUCCGAUGAUGACAAUGAAUGUGAACAUUGUUUUGGUCAUGUUGAAAAAAACAAAAGAAAAUCAAAUGACAAUCAAACUUCGUCAUCAAAAAAAGAAUCUCAUAUUCAAAGUAUGA
This is a messenger RNA of Pediculus humanus corporis (human body louse), 1497 nucleotides long. RefSeq names its product alpha methylacyl-CoA racemase, putative. The transcript has 4 exons. Bases 1 to 1497 code for a protein of 498 amino acids. Gene Ontology annotation, molecular function: catalytic activity; protein serine/threonine phosphatase inhibitor activity. The record is from RefSeq and is a predicted model, not a curated record. NCBI's taxonomy places the organism in Eukaryota, Metazoa, Arthropoda, Insecta, Psocodea, Pediculidae.